This is a messenger RNA of Hibiscus syriacus, 441 nucleotides long. Its product is annotated as MADS-box transcription factor ANR1-like. The record is from RefSeq and is a predicted model, not a curated record. The coding region runs from base 1 to 429 and encodes 142 amino acids. Lineage: Eukaryota; Viridiplantae; Streptophyta; Magnoliopsida; Malvales; Malvaceae. The transcript has 4 exons. Gene Ontology annotation, cellular component: nucleus. Gene Ontology annotation, biological process: positive regulation of transcription by RNA polymerase II. Gene Ontology annotation, molecular function: protein dimerization activity; RNA polymerase II cis-regulatory region sequence-specific DNA binding; DNA-binding transcription factor activity, RNA polymerase II-specific.
AUGGGAAGAGGGAAGAUCGCGAUCCGACGAAUAGAGAAUACAACGAGCAGGCAAGUGACUUUCUCAAAGAGAAGGGUUGGGUUACUGAAAAAAGCAAGGGAAUUAUCCAUCCUUUGCGAUGCUGAAGUCGGAUUGAUCAUCUUCUCCAACACUGCCAAGCUCUACGAUUAUGCCAACUCCAGCAUGAAAUCUAUUAUUGAACGCUACAACAAGGUUAAAGAAGAACAUCAUCCAUUAUUGAAUCCCGAUUCCCAAAUCAAGUUUUGGCAAAUGGAGGCAGCAAGCUUGAGGCAACAACUACAGUACUUGCAAGAAUAUCACAGGCAAUUGAUGGGAGAAGAACUAUCUGAUAUGGGUGUUAAAGACCUACAGAACCUGGAAAACCAACUUGAAAUGAGUUUGAAAGCUAUCCGCACAAAAAAGGUAUGACAACUUCAGAUU